This is a messenger RNA of Talaromyces stipitatus ATCC 10500, 603 nucleotides long. RefSeq lists its product as uncharacterized. The record is from RefSeq and is a predicted model, not a curated record. NCBI's taxonomy places the organism in Eukaryota, Fungi, Ascomycota, Eurotiomycetes, Eurotiales, Trichocomaceae. The transcript has 4 exons. The coding region runs from base 1 to 603 and encodes 200 amino acids.
AUGUUAAUUAACGUUCAGCAGCAACCAAAAUCAAGACCAGGGAAUUGGCGCCUCCAUAACGAGCGGGAUAUCCUGAAGCGCUUCCAGCCGCGUACCUCGAAUCUACACCGUCUCCUAGACGACGUUGAAUCUCCACUCGAAGCCCCAGCCAUUAUCCAUGCGUAUCUUGAUGAUGACUGGACAAGAGCAUCUAGAAAACAAAGACUGACCAGGAAAGAAAUCAAGUCAGUGACUAGGAAUUUCCUCGAAGUCUGGCCGUGCUGCAUGAAGAUGGUGGCUAUUCUGUUUCGUGCACCUGAGGUUCAUCUUGAGAUUGCAUGGAAUACUGCUGCCGAUAUUUGGAGUUUAGGGGUAACUCUCAUUAAUCUUAUAUGGGGUUUUAAAUUUCACAUCUUCGAUCCUCAAGAGCCAGAAGGUCACGAAAUGUACAAUACUAAGAUUGUCGUUCGCCAACAUCAGUGGUUCGGACCAUUCCCCAUUUCUUACAGGGAGAUUGCUGAAGAGGAUACACAAGAAGCGAUUAUCGGACAAAAGAUUUAUGCUCAAGAUGAUGAAUUUAGGUCUACGGGACCGGCCCACUGCGAGAGAGCUUUUGAGGGAUGA